AUGCCACUUGAAUUGGUGGGACUGUGGGGCGCUGCCUCUGCGCUGGCUGCUGGCAGCAAAGGCGCAGCAGCAGUGGCUGCAGGCAGCAGCAAGACAAUAGCAGCAGCAGGCGCAGCCCUUUUCAAAGGUGGAGGCCUGGGCCACUUGCUGCAUGCGAAAGGAACUGCUGCUGCUGCUGCUGCUGUUGACGGCACAGCCGGCAGCUGCCAGCUGAUAGCUACUGCAGCGCAGCACAGCGGGGCCGCGGGGACCCCGCCCCUCAGCAGCACAGCAGCAGCAGUCUCAACAGCAGCAAGCGGCGGCAACAGCAGCACAACUGCAGCAGCUCUAACGACGAAGUCUGCAGCAGCAGCAACCAAAGCUCACCUGCUAGGGGCCACGAAGGCCUCUGCAGCAGUAAAAGGGGCUGCUGCCCACUCCCCAGCCUCCUCUGGGGGCCCCCCUAAAACCCAAAUGGGUACUGCAGCAAAAGGCACUGCAGCAAAGCCCCUGGGGCCCCAGGGGCCAUCUCAACACGUCAGUGGGGGCACGGGGGGCCCCAAGGUGCCCCAGGUCCCGGGGGCCCCAGGGGGCCCCGGGGCGGGGGCCCCGGGGGCCCCCGGGGCCCCCGGGGGCCCGCCAGGAAUCCCCACUGGGGGCGAAAAAAGUGUGACAGUAACUCGAGACUUUGCCGAAAGCACUCCUUCGGGAGUUGUGCAUCACAUCACCCGGACCACCACAGAGUCCAUAGACACGCUGGAGCCAGCGCAGCUGCUGCAGCUGCUGCUGCCGCUGCCUGCUGCUGCCUGUCUGGGGGCCCCGGGGCCCCCAGCCCGGGGGCCCGGCUGCACGGGGGGCCCCGGGGGCCCCGGGUACACUGGAGACCCCGAGUGGCUGGGGGGGAGUAGCCAAGUCUCAGAGAGGGGGCGGGAAGAGAGGCAAACUGAAGGCUACCACAGCCUCGCAGGACAGCCGCAGCAGCAGAAGCAGCAGCGGCGGCAGCAGCAGCAGCAGCGGCAGCAGAAGCAGCAGCAAAACAAGAAUCUCGCAGGCGGUUUUGGGGCAAAACGGACAGUCGCCCGCAGCACGCUAAUGGGGCGGGCUGAGGCCUAUGGGGCUUUUCUGUGA
This is a messenger RNA of Eimeria tenella, 1107 nucleotides long. RefSeq lists its product as uncharacterized. The record is from RefSeq and is a predicted model, not a curated record. Bases 1 to 1107 code for a protein of 368 amino acids. The transcript has a single exon. NCBI's taxonomy places the organism in Eukaryota, Apicomplexa, Conoidasida, Eucoccidiorida, Eimeriidae.